AUGCUGAGAAGAGUUCAGAGAGCGCCGAGACGACAACGCAGCUCAAGCUGGAAGCUGCUGAAAUUGGCGCUUGCUAUAUUAUCUUUUUAGAAGCUCAUUAGUUGAUUAGAAGUGUAUGAGGCGUCGAUCUCCGACGUGUGAUGCUAAACAUGCAGGUAUUUAACGAUGAAACCGAGUUUACGGACAUUCAUAUGAUCCAAAAAGUUGUGGGCUUAUUUGGUCACCAGCCUCAGAUGCAGAGGAUAAUAACAUGUGGCCUUCUCGGUAUUGAAUAUGAUGCAGAGCUAGAUGUGGAUGAUGUGGUUGAUUAUGACAGUUGGGCUCACCGUCGUCACAGCUUUAAUCAAUAUUUCGAUUGCGACACAUUAAGUGAAAACCGUACGGGAGCGUCCAGUUCUACUUAUCGGUCCCCUCUACAUUACUACUCUUCAGUUCGCGGCAAAUCCAGCCCGUCGUCUUAUAAAGUUCAGACGAAGGAGAGCGAUUCUGAACGAAAAGCCCGUUUAUUACAAGAAACUAAAAAGAGCAAAGAAAAAGCAGAGAAAAAGCGGCUUAAGAAACAGAAACGGAAGCAAAGAAAACAAAUGGAGAAGGUGAAACAAAAUCCUGGAGAACCUCAAGAGGGAGACGCUGCAGAAGAAUCAGAGGAGAGUAAAUCUGUUAAUGAUGACGAGAAGAAGAAGAACUUGGCUGCAGCUAAAGACACAGACAGCGACAGCAGCAGCGAACAGGAAUCCAGCGACGACGAUGAAGACGCCAAAAAUGACUCGCACGAUUUCGAGGAACUGGAUAUGGCGAGUUCCUUUGUGACCAAAGCGGCUCUUAUAGCGCAGCGUAAAUUGGAGCAAAAUCCCAAAUCGGAUAAAAAGGACAAAAAGAAGACUCCAGAGAAGGAGAAGUCUAAAAGUGUUCCUGUUAAAACGUCUGAGAAUAAAGAGGACGUGAAGGGGGCGCAGCAAAAGGAUUCUGUCGUCCUCAGCGCUCCUUCUAUAGUAGAUAAUAUAAAAAUAAGUACCGAUCUCGCAAUUAUAGGAAAUAAAUUUGCCAGCACAGGAGACUACGGCAUGGCUGUGAAGUAUUUCACAGAUGCAAUUAAGUACAACCCUAAAGAGUUUAAGUUGUUUGGGAAUCGCUCCUUCUGUUUUGAAAAGAUGCAGGAGUAUGAGAAAGCGCUGACAGAUUCAGAGUUGGCGCUCAGUGUUUCUCCAGGAUGGGUGAAAGGUCUCUUUAGAAAAGGCAAAGCUCUAGCAGGUCUAAAGAGAUAUAAAGAGGCCGCUGAUGCCUUCAGGGACGUCCUGAAACGAGAGAGUUCCUAUGCAGAAGCAGCGCAGGAGCUCAUGCGAGUUCAGAUAAUACAACUGAUGGCGUACGGUUUUACCCGAGAGCAGAGCUCUAAUGCUUUAAUCAUUCAUGGUUCUGUAGAUAAAGCCUUAGAGGUUCUGUCUAAAUUACACAAUCCACCAGGAGCCGUUUUAAAUGGACCUCUCCCACCGGCUCAACUAGCAAACGUCACCGGAGUCUCUCCAGUUCUUUCUGCCAAUUCUAGUCCUGUGUCUGUUGCUUCUACUAAGUCACAUGACACAACUAAGAAACCUCUUCUGGACAAACCCUUAGGCCUCGUUCAGAAUAUACCCAAUGGUGACAAUCAGUCUAAGCCUGCUUAUAACCAGGCUGGGAGGAUAAAUAGUGAUAGAACCCCACCGGAGUUGUUUCCAGUUUGGGUGGGAAACUUGUGUUUUCCAGCAACUGAAGCCAAGAUUAGCAAGCUGUUUAGCAAGGCCGGCCUGGUCUUUAGUGUGAAGCUUCUUACCAUCAAACGUUGUGCCUUUGUGAACUUUACUAAACAAGAGCACUGCGAUGAAGCCAUCAGACUCUUUCAUGGUUAUGAUCUGAAUGGCAUAAAGAUAGCUGUGAGAUACCCGGACCGCAUUCCUCCAGGGAUGGGCAUCUCCAGGUCUGCGCUCAGAGCUCGAGAUCUACAUGAUGAGAACCUCAGACAAUGCAACAAUGGGAAGAAGGCGGUGGGAAACCAAAGAUGUUUUCGUGAUCACAAUCCAGACCCAGGAAGCCUCUGAUUCAUCAAAAUAUUAUCAAUAGACGCAGAAUAUCUUAACGCUUUUACUUCCAGAUGAAACAAUGGUAUUCACCAAACUUUAAGGUUUUCCUGCCCAACGCUUUUACUCCUGUUAAGCCACAGAAAUCUGAUUCUUUUGUAUUAUCACAGAAGGUGACUCAUUAAUCCAAAUAUGGUCCAUUAUUGUUAGGAUAUAUUUUUUUAAAGCUAUAAUUUAAAACAGAAUUGUCUUGAUGGUAAAUUGAAGACUUAAAGUUCAGAAGAAGGUCACCAUUAUAUUUUGAAUGUUGCCAUAUUAGUGCCAGUGGCUUCAAGUAUUGAUGAAGUAUAACGCCAGUUUGUUACAGCUAAUCACCUGCUUACAGUAUUAAAUUGAUUAAAACAUUAAUCAAACAAAACAUUAAGGAGUCAUGAUGUAUACAGAAAGUAAGACAGAUGUAUAACAGAUAUACUUUACAUUGACCUUGUAUUCAUAUAUGGAUCUUUUAGGAGAAUCUCUGCCUUACAUGCACAGCCUGCAUCAUUUCUGUAUCCAGUUUAUUUUUUUUUCUAAACUUAAAAUAUGUUAAUUGUUCUCAAUUGCAUAAGGACAGUUCUAUGCAUCCUAUAUUAUAAGCUUGUUUUUUUCCCCUUUCUAGAGACUGAAUAGCUGUUUAUCCUCUUUGAUUUAUCAUUAGUGAUUUACCAUGAGGUUGUGCACACUUGUACCUUUAUUAACCAGGUGGCUAUUCCUAAUGUGAAAAUUAAAGACGCUUUAUUAAUCUGAA
Messenger RNA from Xiphophorus couchianus (Monterrey platyfish), 2841 nucleotides. RefSeq lists its product as uncharacterized. The record is from RefSeq and is a predicted model, not a curated record. NCBI's taxonomy places the organism in Eukaryota, Metazoa, Chordata, Actinopteri, Cyprinodontiformes, Poeciliidae. The transcript has 18 exons. Bases 141 to 2075 code for a protein of 644 amino acids. Gene Ontology annotation, molecular function: RNA binding; protein binding.